Molecule: messenger RNA, 1623 nt
Organism: Guillardia theta CCMP2712
Lineage: Eukaryota; Cryptophyceae; Pyrenomonadales; Geminigeraceae
Exons: 9
Coding region: 1-1623 (540 amino acids)
Biological process (GO): rescue of stalled cytosolic ribosome; protein ubiquitination
Molecular function (GO): ribosome binding; ubiquitin protein ligase activity
Source: RefSeq, a predicted model, not a curated record
AUGGACGAGGACGUCUGUCUCGUCUGCUGCGAGCCCCUCGAGCACAUCGCCAUUGGUGCAUGCAACCAUCGAGCGGUAUGCGCUCUUUGCUCCGUGCGGAUGCGACAGCUCGUCGGAGAUCUCAACUGCAUCCUCUGCAAGCAGCAGCUGGAGCAGGUGAUCAUCACCUCGGACAAGACCAGGAGCUUCGACGACUUCCCCAUGUGGGGAGACAUCUGCCGCGUGGAUGGGAGGGACCUGUCCUUCGACGAGCCCUCGCAGGCUUUCUUCCAUGACCUGCAAGCUCUUGAUCGCAUCUCCUCUCUUCGCUCCUUUGCAUGCGGCAAAUGUCCUCCUCCUCCUUCUCGAGGAAGUUUCGUCGCCAAGGACAAGAAGGAACUCAAGAGCCACAUGCAGAGCUUUCAUGGCGUCACUUUCUGUGAUCUCUGCCUGGAGCAUCGCAAGGUCUUUGUGCAGGAGCACGAGCUGCUUGAUAAGCAUCAGCUGAGGGUUCACGAGCGGGAGGGAGACCAGGAGCAGCAUGGCGGCGCCUUCAAGGGACAUCCUCUCUGCGAGUUCUGCAUGGCGCGAUACUACGACGACGGGGGGCUGUGGGGGCAUCUGAGGCAGGAUCACUUCCAGUGCUUUCUGUGUGACCGCGUCCUCUCCUCUCUCAACUCGGAGUUCUACCGCGACUACCCCGAGCUGGAGCAUCACUUCCGCUCCUCUCACUUCCUGUGCGAGGAGCCUGAGUGUCUGUCCCACAAGUUCGUCGCCUUCUCCACCCACGAGGAACUUCAGGCCCACCAUGCUGCCCAUCAUCUCUCCAACGCUCCUCGUUCCAAGCGCCACGUCCCCAUGGCUCUUCCCUUCACCUUCCGGCGCAGCGACCCUCCUCCCUCCUACCGCGGUCGAUCUCGACCUCCCCAAGCCUCGACCCCCGGGCCAGCGCAGCAAGCGACGAGCUCCUCGAUCUCUGACUCAUCCAACGACCUCUCGUUGCACCCUCGCAACUUUGCGACUUCCAACGACAAUGACUUCCCGUCUCUGCCGGCAGCUCCUCGAGUAUCCCCCCCGUUUCUCUUGCCCAGUUUCCCUCUCCCCUCCCUCACCUUGUUCGAGCGGCUGCUUGACUCUCUUGUGCUGCAGGGAAAGAAGAAAGCAGCUCAGCCUCGAGCUUCGCGUCCUCCGCCUUCCAACUGGGCAGGUGUCACUCAAACCUACACGGAAGGAGCCAGCGAGCGCAGACAUGCAAGAAGGGAUCGCAUGCAAACUCCCUCCUCCUCCGCUCUUGCCUCCUCCUCCCCUGCCAUCGCCUCUUUGCCAUACACCUCCGCGGAGGCCGGCAUCGACCCCCCCUCCUCUACUGCUCCUUCUACCUCUGCUCCUUCCAUCUCGAGCUGGGUCCCAGCAGUUGAGCGGCCCAGAAGGCAACGGACAGUGGGAGAGGAGCUGGGACAGGGGAGGUUCAACCGGCUCAAGAACUCCAUCCAACAGCUGUGCAAGGGCCGCGCGUCUGCUGAUGACUUCGUGCUGGAGCACGUGGAAGACAUCUCGAGGCUGCAGGACAGCGGCCUCCUCACCGCCAUGCUCAACCUGAUCUCCAACAAGGCUUCCCAACCUCUUGUGCUUGCGCUUGCCUGA